This is a messenger RNA of Drepanopeziza brunnea f. sp. 'multigermtubi' MB_m1, 807 nucleotides long. The record is from RefSeq and is a predicted model, not a curated record. Lineage: Eukaryota; Fungi; Ascomycota; Leotiomycetes; Helotiales; Drepanopezizaceae.
AUGUCAGAUACUCCCACGCCGUCAUCUAUCUCUGCCUAUGAAAGCCUUUCCUCCACCCUUGAUACGAUCCUGGCCAGAGGCUACCUCAAGGUUGGAACCACCGGCGACUACAAACCAUUCACCUACCUCGUCACCAACGCCACUGCCCUACCCAACGCAGCAGCCAUCAACACCAGCUACAUCGGCGCCGACAUUGAUGCCGCCCAGUCGCUGUCCAACGCCCUGGGUCUGCCCCGCCCGCCCCAACUCAUCCCCACCGCAUGGGCGAACCUCACGAGGGACCUAGCCACCGGCAGAUUCGACAUCGUCAUGGGCGGCGUCAGCCUCACGCUGCCACGGGCCCGCACGGCCAUGCUCUCCACGCCCAUCCAGAAGGUGGGGAAGACGGGGUGCGUGCGGUGCGGUGACGCUGGUAGGUUCACCAGCCUGGUGGCCAUCGACCAGGUCGGCGUCCGCGUCGUGGUGAACCCGGGCGGCAGCAACGAGGCCUUCAACAGGGCGAAUCUGGUAAACGCCGAGAUCGUGUUGCUACCGGAUAACAACGCUGUUUUUCAGGCUGUCCGGGACGGAAGCGCGGACGUGAUGAUCUCGGAUCGGAUAGAGGUGGAGCUGCAGGUGAAGCUGCACCCAGGCGAGCUGUGCCUCGUGAACGAGGUGCCGUGGACGUUUGAGGAGCUGGGGUAUAUGGUUGGGAGGGAUGUGGUGUGGAAGGGCUUUGUGGAUCAGUGGGUGCGUGUCAUGCUGGGGAGUGGUGCUUGGAAUGAGACCUUGACGGAUUGGAUGGAGUAUCGAUGGCCGAGUGUUUAG